Molecule: messenger RNA, 948 nt
Organism: Vicia faba (fava bean)
Lineage: Eukaryota; Viridiplantae; Streptophyta; Magnoliopsida; Fabales; Fabaceae
Source: the annotation of a GenBank genome assembly
AUGAGUUCUUCUAUCGAUGAUUUUCCUGCGAUUCAGGAGACUAUGCUGGAGUUUCGUGCUGGUAAAAUGGUUCUAGAAGGAAAACGGGUGGUUCCUGAUGCUCGGAAAGGUCUCGUUCGUAUUGCUAGGGGUGAGGAGGGAUUAGUUCACUUUCAGUGGCUUGAUCGCACGUUAAAUGUUCUCGAAGAUGAUCAGAUCAUAUUUCCAAACGAGGCUACUUUUGAGCAGGUUAAUCAAGCAUCUGGAAGGGUUUACAUUUUGAAGUUUAAUAGUGAUGACAGAAAGUUCUUCUUCUGGAUGCAGGAAUCGAAUGCUGAUAAUGACUCGCAACUUUGUAGCUCUGUGAAUGAUUAUAUUAACAGACCAUUAGAGCUCCUUGGCGAAGAGGAAGCUGAUGGAUCUCUUCCACUUCAAGUUUCUGAAGAUAUGGCUGAGGAUGACAUCUCAUCUAGAGCUGCAAACUUAUUUGUCCCAAACCUGGGUGUGGACGCAACUAGCGAUGUAACGUCUUCUGGUCCAGUUAAAUUGGAAGAUCUCCAAAGAAUAUUGAGUAACAUUGGUCCUGCUGCAGAUAGUAUUAUUGAUCCUGAUGGAGGCUUUGAACUCGGUGACAUACUGAAGCCUGACCUGAUAUUGCCAUUGAUGGAGACAUUAUCAUUGGAGCAGCGUCUUGCUCCUUAUUUACCAGAGGGUACAUGGUCUCCACAAGAAAUAUUGGAGUUGUUGCAGAGCCCACCUUUCCGUCAGCAAGUAGAUUCAUUUACUUAUGUACUUCGAACAGGACAGAUAGAUUUGUCUCAGUUUGGAAUCGAUCCUAGUAAAUACAAGUUCACAGUUUUGUCAUUUCUUGAGGCUCUUGAAGAUUCUGUUUCCAAGUCUGAGGAAACCAGGCAAGAUGAUCAGGAAUUAGUAUCUCAAUCUUGUACUCCAAUGGAUGAAUCUAAGUAG